UGGCACCCUACCUAGCUCUAGCAACCCCCACCUGGCGACGGAGGCGGCGGCGCCCAAACACAGACGAGGGGAGCUGACGCGCCCUGCACCGUUCACAGGCUUCCCGGGACGCCCUCCACACAGCCCAGCGAGAGGCCCCGCCGCGCAGGAGGAGAAGGGGGAGGAGGGAGAGCGUGGCAUGAGUCAAGGCAGGCCGUGGCGACUCCUUCAGGCUGAGUGAGGCGGGCGGAGGGACGAGGAGGCGGACACGAUGUCAGACUCAGAGGAGGAGACGGUGGAGCGGCAGGUGAAGAUGGUGCUGGUGGGGGCGCCGCAGGUGGGUAAGACCUCCAUAGCCCUCCGGUACACCCAGGACACCAUUAACAAGGCCUACCAGGCGUCCAUGGGGGUGGACUUUUAUCUGAAGAGACUUGUGCUGGGCAACGAGCGCAACGUGAACGUGCAGGUGUGGGACGUGGCGGGGUCAGCCCUCACCGGCAAGAUGACCGACAAGUACCUGUACGGCGCCCACGCCAUCCUCUUCGUGUAUGACGUCACCUCCACCUCCAGCCUGGAGACCCUCCAGUCAUGGGUGACCACCGUCCGCAAGGCCUCCCGCGCCCAGGAGCGGCCGCCCAUCCAGACCCUGGUGGCCAACAAGGCCGACCUGGAGCACGCCCGGCAGGUGAAAAGUGACCGCCACCACAGGUUCGCCUCGGAGCACGGCUUGACCUCCUUCGUGGUGUCGGCCAAAACCGGCGAGGGCGUGGCGCUCACAUUCCAGAAGAUCGCGGCGGAGCUUCUCGGGGUAAGGCUGAGCAAGGCGGAGCAGGAGCAGCAGCAGCCUGUGGUCACGGCAGAGAUCGUCACUUUUCAAGAGACGUCGCUCCCCAAGGUGCCCGCCACGGCCUCCACCAGUUCCUCCACCGUCUGCAGCGUCAUGUAGCGGCGGUCGGCUGGCCACGCCGUUAUCUGAGGAGCGGCGGCACAGACCUUGGAAGAUGCAAGGCACUGCCCCUUGCUGGAACCACGGCGCUGUGGUGUCGCGUGUGCUGUUAUAAUGCUCAUGGGCCAGACUUCGACAGUAUAUUGACUUUUCUGCCUCUUGUCAAAAGCUCGUGUUUCAAGGGGCUGGUAGAUGUGAGCAGCAGUUGUCCUCUCCUCGCAGUGUCCGAACUCAUCUGAUCAACAGCAAAGCAACUGUUGUGACACUGUACUGAGGAAAAUUCUGGCCGUGAACGUGGUGUGUCUGCUACAUCAGUUGGAUGCCAAAGUGUAUGUCUUCAAACAAAACAAGACAAAAAGCCACACAUUCUACACCAACCUGAACUGUUUCCCGGCGCAUCGGGGCUGCAGCACCAAAUAGUGGCGCAGCGGCGGGGUAAUAUGUCUUUGAGGGCUGACCCGGGCGGGGCGAGGGCGUGUUGGGUCACCGAAGUGUGAUGAUGACGAGCAAAUCAGUUAUAAACAACAUAACUUAUUUCCUUUACAGUUCAGAGCAAGGCAAGGAGAUUGAUAGGACAACACGUCUAAGCAACUACCCUCGUGCUGUCCAGAGCCUCACAGUCACUUCCUUUCUGUCUGCCACUCAAGAAAAUCUCAAAGUGGAGGCUUGAAUUAUUUUCCGUCUUGCUAAUACAGGAUCAAAAUGAAGUGUUCUGCACCGCCUCAUGAAGUUAGGUCACCCAUCGGCGUCGCACGUGUCAUGGCAACUCACACUCACAAAAUAAUAAUACCGAAACUUGUAAAAUACUACGUAACAUCAGUUUCCAUUUUUACAUCAGCCUCUUUCUGUCACGAAUUUCUGUAUUAGUUUUACUAUGACUACAGAAUUUGAAUUCAUUAUUCCUUUUCUGAACUUAGAGGCGGAUUUUAAUGUCGUUACUGUUACUUUUUUACUGUCAGUGACUUAUUAAUUGAGUGACUACUCCAGCGUCUCAAUUACUCUGUGAAGGUAAAUACAUACGUUUCACUGAAAUACUUUCCCGCAGCGCGAUAUCUCAUAACUGAAAUUUUGGCGCAUCACUAACCUUAACUUUCACUAUUUUUUUUUACCACUGCAUUUUGUACAUUUUUGUUUUCACGGUAUAACCUUAUCAGACUCAUUUAGAUGCAAAAAAUGACUUCUACAAACGGUUACUUCGAUGUGAAAAUCUUCCAUUAACAUCCCUCGGCAGUCAUCAGGGAAGACAUUGCCGCCAGCACCUCGUUGAGCUGCCCCGCCGGACGAGGCGAGGCUGGCGGCGCGGGCGGCGGUCCGUCAGCGGGGUGACAUGGCUCAUCAUUCUCUUCAAGAAGCUCUUUCACCGCCAUAAGAUUUCUUGAUUCAUCUGACGUCUUGAACAAGGGAGAGUCUCGUCUAGACGCAGCCGUCGUCCCGUGUUGUCAGCAAAUCAUGAUGAGUUACAUCCCGCAUACACUUGGCGUUGACCGUGCCUCGCCUCGCCCCGCCCAGCCCGCCCAGCCGUCCACACCAGGAACGCGUCCGUCCCUCAGCGCCGCCUGGGGCCACCUCCCUCACACGCCGAGCAAGACUGGCUCCCAUGGCACUCAUGGCCACACUUGAGAGGGCAUGCAGGCGGAGGACAUGAGGAGAAAAAAAAGAGAAUAAAAAAUAACCAUUCUAUACACAGCGCAUUAUGUUCAACAGCAACCAAGUGAUGAAAUUCAGUCUGGGUCGUUGCUAACUUUCUUCCUGGUCGUAAUUCUCAAACCCCUGGGCGAGGCAUUAUGCUCCUGACACACACACACACACACACACACACACACACACACACACACACAUCGAGCUCCAUAGUCCAGUGGUUACAAGUGUGAGACCCCGGGUUCAGUUCCCAUUCGGCAGUGAAUGGGCACUGUCUGUGUUGUGGGUGGUGUUGUAAGGUUUCAGACAUUCCAUCAGAUCCGUCUCCUGAGUUCCAAGCUCAUUCAGAGAGGGUAUUGGCUGACGAUUGCGAGUCAGGCGUGUGAUCAAACCAUGGUGAAUCACACACACACACACACACACACACACACAAACUGGGCCUGAGCCGCCCCUCGCCGUCUGCUGCACGGCGUGGCCGGCGCCUCUGAGCCUCCCUCUGUUUAUGUUUCCCCGCCGUCAACCUCAACACGGCGAGCCACAAGUCUCCUCCAUGACCUGCGUAAAUUUUGUGAAUGUUCCAUCACUGUUUCCAUUCGCCGAGCCUCGCCACGUGUGUCCCACGAGGGGCGUUUCUCCUUUCUUAGCAGCAGUAAUCAAACAGUAGGCUAAGGAGGUCACCAGCUUUACUGCCUUACAGAACAGCGAAUGCCAGUAUAUAUUUUGGAAAAUAUUAUAGUAGAGUCUAUAACAGUACUGACACCGCUCAUCAAGCACAGCCUCUCCACAAACAAUCAUUCCCGGAUCUACAACAACAUGUAAUGGCUGAAAUGGUGUUGUCAGGAAAUUAAUAAAAAAAAUACUAUGA
Molecule: messenger RNA, 3428 nt
Organism: Eriocheir sinensis (Chinese mitten crab)
Lineage: Eukaryota; Metazoa; Arthropoda; Malacostraca; Decapoda; Varunidae
Product: ras-related protein Rab-28-like
Exons: 6
Coding region: 251-925 (224 amino acids)
Cellular component (GO): Golgi apparatus; endosome
Molecular function (GO): GTPase activity; GTP binding
Source: RefSeq, a predicted model, not a curated record